GUCCGGUGUGAAGCUGUUGGAGGCGCUGGGCCUCGAUCCUGGCGACGGCAGGAACCACGUUGUGCUGAAUUCCGGGCAGGAGCUGCAGGAGACGUUCGCUUACUUCAUGCAGAAAGGGGCGGCCGCCGAGCGCUUCUUCAGCGACGCCGACACCUUCCACCGCAUCGCGCAGACGGCCUCCGAGGACCCCGAUGCACAGCUCUAUGUAGGAGGAAAUGCGGCUCUUAUUGGUCAGAAACUUGCAGCAAACCCAGACCUGAAGAUCCUCCUCUGUGGCCCAAUUGGUCCAAAGCUUCAUGAGCUUCUUGAUGACAACGUAGUUGUGCCACCUGAAUCCAUGCAGGAAAGGGAUGAAUUCCAUCUUAUCUUGGAGUACCAAGCAGGUGAAGAGUGGGGACAAGUGAAAGCACCCAGUGCCAACCGCUUUAUCUUCUCUCAUGACUUAUCAAAUGGUGCCUUAAAUAUGUUGGAAGUGUUUGUGUCCAGCUUGGAUGAAUUCCAGCCAGAUCUCGUGGUACUCUCAGGACUUCACAUGAUGGAGGGCCAGAGCAAGGAGAUGCGGCAGAGACGGCUGCUGGAAGCUGUGGCCUCCAUAUCUGAUAUCCCUACUGACAUUCCCAUACAUCUGGAAUUGGCCAGCAUGACUGAUCAGGAUCUCAUGAGCAACAUUAUGCAUCAGGUCUUUCCCCUGGUGAACUCCCUGGGGCUGAAUGAGCAGGAGCUGCUGUUCCUCACGCAGGCUGCCUCCGGGCCCCACGCCUCCCUGGCCUCGUGGGAUGGAAUUCCCGAUGUGGGCAUCGUCAGCGACAUCCUCUUCUGGAUCCUGAAGGAGCACGGGAGGACCACGGACAGGGCCUCCGAUCUCACCCGCAUCCACUUCCACACCCUGGCCUAUCACAUCCUCGUGACAGUGGAUGGCUACUGGGGCAACCAGGCGGCAGCCGUGGCCGCGGGCGCCAGAGCCGCAGGGACACAGGCCUGUGCAACUGACACUAUCGACACCAGCAAAGUCUUUCUUAAAGCUCCUCUGGAGUUUGUGACCUCCCAGACAGAGGCCCCCUCCAAAAUAUCUUUAAAUCCAGAUGAGCCCGUGGUGCAUUGGCACAGAGAAGGCAUCUCAUUCCACUUCACUCCCGUUCUGGUGUGCAAAGAUCCCGUGCGGACCGUGGGACUCGGGGAUGCUAUUUCAGCUGAAGGACUGCUCUAUUCCGAAGUGUAUUCUCAGUAGCAGACCAAGACCCUACCUUUUCUCCAGGACUGUGUGGUGUCUGAGGAAUCACGGUGUUCUCRUUAGGAUUUCUGCCAGCAGUGGCAUAGGAAUAGAAUUAGGGUGCGAUACAAUUUCUGGAUAUAGCUAAAAAGAGCCAAAGAGUAAUUCCAGGUAUAAGCUGUCAGAUACAUUCCAGUCACUUGGCAGUGACUCAAACGUUUCACAUCUAAGUGCAGAGGUUUUCAUAUUUUAGAAAGCAAAGAYUGCCUUUUCUUUGUCUUAAGCAUGUGGGGAGGGAAGCAAGUAUCCAAAUCCCUGUUUGGAGGAGAUUUGCUGUCCGUAACCACGCACUGGUCUCGUCCGCUAGUGCUCCAGAGUGGAGCAGCCAGGAGACUUYCUUGCUUGGGGAUCAGCAGUCCUGGGCCCUGCCUCGCUUCUGAGAAAGAGAAAAUAAAAGGCUCCUGCAUAAUGUCCUUGCGCCACGUGGCUGCAGGGCAAGAGCAAACCUUGUGCUUGCUUGGUGUGACCAUCAUACUGACAAAAUYACCUCUCAACCUCAAUGCCCUGCACUGCAGGGAGCCAGAGCCCUGAAAUGUGAUGGAGGCCGCACGUGCUGCGGUGUGUGCAGCACCCACGCCACGCCGCGGCGGCCGCCCCACGGCGCUGCCUGCCUCUCUCCCACUUGUGUUCAGCUGAGCCUGGCAGCCUGCACUUAGGCAAGGAAAAGUGAAGAUAAUCAGGGUCUAUAUUUGAGGAAGCAGCUUUAUUUACUUGUUGAAUUAACCCAGGUAAAGUUCUGGGAUUAUUUAUAAACUAAAUACUGAGAAUUUCCUUUGCUUCCUCUGCCAACAGUAGGUGCUUGUAUCUGAUCAGUUCCAGCUUCCAAAACAGCUACCGGCUGCUGGACGCUAAAUUUUUGUUUGAGAACAGCAACUCCUCUGCUGUUCCCCUCCGCUCCACUCAGGAGAGUUAAGAUAUUUAUUAGGCACAGUCCCUCUGGGGCCUGGAAAGCUGUGAAAGCAGCUUUUUUGACUGAAGCGAGGCUCUUACGCUGGAGGAAGUUGCUGAUAAUAGUUUCUUUGCUUUGGACAGUCUCUGAAAUGAGGAAAAGAAAUAGAUCUUGUGUGUCUUCCCAGCCCAAUGAUGCCUAGUAUCUUGGCAUGACUAGUGUAGAAAUCUUGCCAAAUACCUUGUUUGUGCAUUUUUCUAGUGCUAGUAGCACCCUCUCACUUGCUCAGGCUAUUCUGCAUCGACCCAGUAUCUUCUCUGUUGCCUGUGUCUCCUUCCAAGAACUGUGGUGUGUUUGCAGUGCUGUCAUACACGUUUUUCUGUAUAAGUAAAUUAAAUGCAAUCAAUGUAUCUAUGCAAGCCAGGCCUGGGGACGAAUCUGCAUCUGAACGGAGGGCAGCGACACGCAGCCCCAUCGCGUCGGCUGCAGUGASCGGGUGCUGCUGUCGUUUUCCUGUUGGAAAAGCUCUGUAAGGAUAAAAAUUGCAGCUGUUGUAACCUGCCUGAGCCCCGAACUGCCUGCCCGUCCCCGUGCAGCGUGUGCUCUGCAGGGUCUGCAGGGAUCAUCCCAACACUGGACUUCUUCUGGCCAGAACUGAUUUUUGAUGAAUUGUUGCAUGGGUCUCAGCUCUGUUUUAGUCUUUCUAAAGAAAAGACACAACCAAAUGAACAGUGYCUGCUUUGAGCCAUCUAAAGGCCUGAGGCCACCGGCAGGGUUGUUUCGGAGCCUUUGAUCCCAGCCCAGAGCCACCAAAGGCUGCASAGCUGCAGAACUAGCUCUC
Molecule: messenger RNA, 3000 nt
Organism: Nothoprocta perdicaria
Lineage: Eukaryota; Metazoa; Chordata; Aves; Tinamiformes; Tinamidae
Gene: ADPGK
Product: ADP dependent glucokinase
Exons: 6
Coding region: 107-1228 (373 amino acids)
Biological process (GO): glucose metabolic process
Cellular component (GO): endoplasmic reticulum
Molecular function (GO): ADP-specific glucokinase activity
Source: RefSeq, a predicted model, not a curated record